Molecule: messenger RNA, 4895 nt
Organism: Eleginops maclovinus (Patagonian blennie)
Lineage: Eukaryota; Metazoa; Chordata; Actinopteri; Perciformes; Eleginopidae
Gene: ptprn2
Product: protein tyrosine phosphatase receptor type N2
Exons: 23
Coding region: 202-3318 (1038 amino acids)
Biological process (GO): protein dephosphorylation; regulation of secretion; insulin secretion involved in cellular response to glucose stimulus
Cellular component (GO): secretory granule; synapse
Molecular function (GO): protein tyrosine phosphatase activity
Source: RefSeq, a predicted model, not a curated record
CUCGUGCGGCUGGUCGCUGUUUGUGGUGCUGAAACAACGCCUGUACUGUGUGUUGAACAUUUAGCCAUUUUUAUUCCCCCCUCUCCGCCUUCCUCCAGAACCAUGCCUCUGUAGAGCCCGCUUCUCGCCCAGCAGCGCUCACCUGAGUCGGCCUCCAUCAUGCAGGUUUAGCGGACGGAUCUCUCCGGAUCUCCUUCAGGAAUGGAUUCACUUUGCUGUCCCGUCCUCCUGCUCUCGGCUCUGGCUCUCAGCCUCUCCUCACCUGCCCUGGCUGACAGGAAAUUCGGCUGCCUGUUUGAAGACGAGCUGUGCACUCCGUAUGAGUUCUGCGUCAAUGAUGAAGUGUUUGGAAGGUGUCAGGAGCUGGCGGCUGCAGACCUGUACACGUACGAUAUCUCUUCCUCUGCUCUGCAACGCCUCAGGACCCUGCUGCAGAAACUGGCUCACAGAGGUUUGACCUGGCAGGACGACCUCACCCAGCAGGUCGUCACUCGAGAGCUCUCCAAACUGAGGACGGUUCCCAUCCGCCAUCAGGCCCCUGCUCAAAGCCCCCCCCUGAACGCCUACAGCGGCUCCAGAGACUGGAAGCUGAGCAGAAACAUGCAGCAGUACCUGACGGGCCUGGGCUUCCUGACUGAUGGAGCACCGGGAAGCCACCGACCGGGAGCCGUCGUUCAGAAUGAAGACGUGAAGUCUGAAGGCGACCUGGAGCCCAGCCGGUCCAAACCAAAGCAGGGCUGGAAGGAGACGACCAUCUACCACCACCAGAAGGGGGCCGGCCAGCCUCCGGUCACCAAAGUGUUUACCCAGAGCGGGGAGGGCAAACACCCCAAGCUCAGCCCGUCCUAUGCCAACCGGGACGCGGGGAGGAACAAACUGUUAGCCGGCCAACUGGAGCGACUGCUGUCUGAGGUACCGAACACUCAGCAAGGAGGAAACGGAAAGGUCCACUACCUCAGCUACAUCCGUCCAGCGCCGAGCGACCAUGCAGAGGUGGCUUUACCCUCCAAAACCCAAAGACCGAAUCUAGACAGACUCCUGUUUAAGGCUAGCUCGAACCACCCGGCUGCCAAAGAGCCUCUCAGCGCCGUGGACGAGCGGUUCAUCCAGAACAUGGUGAGCCAGCUGGGGAGGCACAGUGUUCACUUCGAGUCUCUGAUGGGCAAAGACCUGGACCACCUGGCGGGGGUCAUCGCUGGAGCGCUGCAUGAGGGAAAAGAGGGUCGUCCUGAUGCUGGAGCCAAACCAGGACUAUGGCCCGCUGAAUCCAGGCCAGUCAUGCAACUGAAAGAAGACCUGAAGCCAGAGCAUCUAAACCAGGAGGACUCACCAAGACCAGUGGAGCCAGGCCAGCAGAUAUCCGCUGCAGACAAAGAGCCCGUUGACAAGCACGCAGCGUUCUUCUCCAAGCUGCUGGAAUACCUCAACAUGGAGCCCUUCAACGACGGUCCACAGGUCAGCGUCGGAGCGCCGGCUGCCCUCCGGAAAACUGUCGGACAGGAGAACGUCCAGAGCCGGACAACGCUGGGUCAGGUCCCCGCUGCGCUCCGCUUGCAGGAGAAACCCCCGAAGGAAGGCUCCCCCCUGAGGCUAACGGUGGGGGCUGCAGACGGGCCGGACGCCUCUGUGGACUCGGCGGUCCAGAGGUGGAUGCAGGCGGGGAAACAACAACAACAACAACAACAGCAGGAAGAGGAGGAGGAACCACAGAAGAAGAAGGACGUGAAGGUGAAAACUCAGCUGGUCCACGUGGCGGUGAAGGAGUUUUCCAGCAGAGGGAAGGACCGGCACUUUGGAUACAUCAUCACCGGAUCAGACUCCCUCACCUCCGCCCAGGGUUCAGACCUGAUGGAGCGCCUGACUGAGCGGCUGGACCUCCACGCUGCAGACCUCACACAGCUCUCAGUUCUGGGUCCAGCGUUGACGUUCAGAAUCGGCCCGAACCCCAGGAACGUUUCCACCGCAGAUCUGGUUCAAGUCGCCGUGACUCAGAAGCAGCAGCUGGAGAAGGAGACGGGCCUGAAGAUAGUGGAGGCCGGAGUCAGUGAUAGGGGCAGCCUGACGGAGAUCCCGGUGGUGAAGACGACCCGGGUGGAGUCGGGUCAGUUCCUGCUGCUCUCCGUCCUCUGCAUGCUCUUCAUCUUGGUGGCGCUGGUCGUCUCCACCACCUUCUUCUGCGUCCGCCAGCGCUCACACCUGCGCCUAAAGGAGAAGCUGGCCAGCCUGGGCACGGACACCAGCAUCGACGCUACCACCACCUAUCAGGAGCUGUGUCGGCAGCGAAUGGCAAUCCGGACGUCUGAGCGCGUUGAGCGUCCGGAGACUCUGCGUCACUCGCGGCUCAACAGCGUCUCGUCUCAGUUCAGCGACGGCCCGGCAGCGAGUCCCUCCACGCGGAGCAGCACCUCGUCCUGGUGCGAGGAGCCGGUGCCGUCCAACAUGGACAUCUCCACCGGACACAUGAUACUGUCGUACAUGGAGGACCACUUGAAGAACAAAAACCGUCUGGAGCGUGAAUGGGAGGCGCUGUGCUCCUAUCAGGCCGAGCCCGGAGCCUGGAGCGUCGGACACGGAGAGCAGAACUCCAGGAAGAACCGCUCGGACGCCGUGGUCGUAUAUGACCAUUCCCGGAUCACGUUGAAGGCGGAGAAUAACCACGGGAACUCAGACUACAUCAACGCCAGUCCUAUAAUGGACCAUGACCCUCGCAACCCGACGUACAUCGCCUCGCAGGGCCCUCUUCUCUCCACCGUGGCCGACUUCUGGCAGAUGGUGUGGGAGAGUGGCUGUGUCGUCGUCGUCAUGUUGACCCCGCUCUCAGAGAACGGAGUGAAGCAGUGUCACCCCUACUGGCCCGACGAGGGGUCGGACGUCUACCACAUCUACGAGGUGAACUUGGUGUCGGAGCACAUCUGGUGUGAAGACUUCCUGGUGCGGAGCUUCUACCUGAAGAACCUGCAGACCAACGAGACCCGCACCGUCACGCAGUUCCACUUCCUGUCCUGGAUGGACCGCGGCAUCCCCAACUCGGCCCGGACGCUUCUGGACUUCCGCAGAAAGGUUAACAAGUGCUACCGGGGUCGAUCCUGCCCGAUCAUUGUUCACUGCAGCGAUGGAGCCGGCCGCAGCGGGACCUACGUCCUGAUCGACAUGGUGCUCAACAGAAUGGCUAAAGGUGCUAAAGAGAUUGAUAUUGCCGCUACCCUGGAGCACUUGAGAGACCAGAGAGCCGGGAUGGUCCAGACAAAGGAGCAGUUUGAGUUUGCGCUGACAGCCGUGGCAGAGGAGGUGAACGCCAUUUUGAAAGCGCUUCCUUAGAGGAGGCAUCUCACCUUCCUCCUCUACUUCCUCCUCCUCUUCAUCGCUGAACUUCGCUUUCCUUCUGCCCACUCAAGACCGACAUCCUCCUCCUCCUCGCCGUGUUUCUGUCUCUGCCUCCUCUUCACCUCUAUAUAAAUACUGUAUACCUAUGAAUGUCGUGCCAGAUGUCUCACCUGGAUCCGUGUGGUUGUUCAGUGGUUCGAUCGUCUAGAAACGAGCUCCUCCCGCGGGACUUUUUGCCAAUACGAACGCUGGUUUCUCCUUACUGUGGUGUUGUUCCUGAACAUACCGUGCUAGUGCCACUGAUGAGCUGAUCACGUCAAGAUUUACGUCCUAAAAAUAGCAUCGGAAGAACUGAUCAGCACAUUUCAAACCUGCCUAGCAACUGUUACAUUAAAUAUUGCAGUUCAUUUUCUGGAAUAAUUGGAUGAAAUAAGGCUUUUUUAACGGCUUUAAUCUGAUUUACAGUCUCAAAUAUUAGGAUAUUCAAUUAACUGUGACAGAGAGAGAGUAAAUUCCCACAUUUUAGAGGCUGGAACCAGAGAAUUUGGGGCAUUUUUUAUCCCUCUUUUGACCCUUUCGUACUAUUUGGGUGAAAUUAACCGAGGACAUGAUUACAGAAAUCAGAAAUAACAGCCCUAACCUUAACGACUAUCACUUUAUCUCAAUUACUAACUAUGGAUAACAGUUAUGAUGAAUGUUUGCAAAUACUAAAUCAAUUAAGUCUGUUUUUUGUGAUAAAUGUAUGUAAAAGAAAAAAGAUUCACUCUAAUAAAGACUUGAACUGCAUUCUUAAUGGACAGCAAAUGGAGUUGAAGGUUGAAAAAUAAUAGCCUUUGAUUCUUUUUCUCAUAGUUAAAAUAACAAAACAAAUCAAUUGGACCGCCAUACAGGUACGGAGGCCGACAGGUGCGGGGAGCGGUCCGAUUAAGAGGAACGAGCUGCAGCUUAAAAUAAAUUCAAAAUGAUUGUGUUUGCAUCGUUUCUGAAGCUGCAGCGCGUUUGCACCUGCAGGCCACCGUACACAAGGGUUAAAAGAACUACAGAAAUGGCCGCCGGUACAUUUCUCUCCUACUGAUCACAGGAGCUCUCAUUAAGUAAUUCAGAGUAUAAUACUAAUGUAAAUACAGCCUAUAUCACCGUGAUGAAUCCAUGUGUGUGUGUGUGUGUGUGUGUGUGUGUGUGUGUGUGUGUGUGUGUGUGUGUGUGGGUGUGGGUGUGGGUCUGCUCUGAUAAAAGCCUCACAGAUUAUGAAUUCAUUCUUCGACAUCAGGUGUUUUUUAAUCCUCAUUACUCACGCUGUCACUCGAACACGUCUGUUAAUAUUAAAUGUAAUGCAUAUAACGGAGAUAGCUAUAUAUGAAUAGAGUAAUUAUAUUUAAGCCAAAGUGUUUGUCCCUCCAUCACCGUAUAUCGUGAUGUUUAGUGACGGAUUACCCCCCCUGUGUAUAGAUAACUUUACGAUAUAUAGUGCUGUCUGAGCUGUAUUCUGAGAGCCUCAAUGAUGAUACAAGAAGGAUAUAUUUUGUGUGAAGAGUAACAUUCAGAUUGGUAAUAAAUCAGAUCAGAUUACA